Meriones unguiculatus (Mongolian gerbil) is the source of this 2018-nucleotide messenger RNA. Its product is annotated as selection and upkeep of intraepithelial T-cells protein 8-like. Lineage: Eukaryota; Metazoa; Chordata; Mammalia; Rodentia; Muridae. Gene Ontology annotation, molecular function: signaling receptor binding. Gene Ontology annotation, biological process: T cell receptor signaling pathway; regulation of cytokine production. Gene Ontology annotation, cellular component: external side of plasma membrane. The record is from RefSeq and is a predicted model, not a curated record.
GUCGGGAGUGGAUAACUGACAAGAACAAAGCCAGAAAGCUGCAAGAGCCACUGCAGACUUUAGACAAAGAGAAGGAACGGUGAGCUAGAAUCUCCAGAGCGUCCUCAGACUGAAUUGAAAUGAUCCAGCCUGGAAAUGGUUGAAAAGUGAAAUAAGAAAUAUUGAAAGAAGUAUUCGGUGCCAAAGAAAACAGAUAUGAUGAAGCCCGAGUUCUCUUACUUUUCUGUAUAUUGUUUGUCCUUUCUUCUUCUGCAAGUGGUGAUAUCUUCAGAGAAGUUGAUGGUAACUACUCCCAAGAGACACGUAUUAGCUAGAGUAGGGGGCCAGGCUGAGCUCAGCUGCCAGGUGACCCCGCCACACAGCACAGAGCAUAUGGAGGUAGGCUGGUUCAGGAGUGGCCACUCCCAACCUGUUUACCUGUAUAGAGGUGGCCAUGAACGGAUCGAGGAAGCUGCACCUGAAUAUGCGAAUCGCACAGAGUUUGUGAAAGAGGCCAUUGGGAAGGGCAAAGUGGCCCUCAGAAUCCGUAAUAUCAGCAUUUCAGAUGACGGGCUUUACCGAUGCUCAUUUAAUGACGAUGGCUUCAGUGACGUGAACCUCAAUGUGACGGCUGUUGGACUGGAGACACAGAUAUAUAUUCAGGCUCCCGAUGCUGAUGGGGUCAUGGUGGAGUGUAACUCAGGAGGAUGGUUCCCAAAGCCUCAAAUGCAGUGGCGAGACAGCAGGGGGCAAGCCCUUCCACACUCCUCAAAGUCAUAUUCCCGGGAUGAAGCCAGACUUUUCCACCUGAAGAUGACUCUUUUCCUCACAAACAGGUCACAGGGCACCGUUACUUGCUGUAUUUUCAACCCUGUAUCAGGUGAAGAGAAGCAGACCAGUAUCAUCCUAGCACAUGACCUCUUUAAUCGAGACCACAUUUGGAUGAGCAUUUUAGUUUUCAUUGCAUGUAUAAUGCUUGCUGUAUUUGUGAUAUUCAUCGGCUUCUUUGUAUAUCUGAAGUAUAUUGGUUACUUUUGGAUAGGACCAGGGUCUUCAUCUGGAUGCUUACCUAAAUGUCUUCAUGUAUUGAACUCAGGCCCUGUUCAAAUACUGAGUUUCUUAGCCUGUACCGUGGUACUCUUUGCUGUGUAUCUGCCAGUCCGGAAGAGAGUCUCUCUUUCAGAUCCGCAGUUUUCCUUAUACAACAACUGGAUGACUGAAUUGCUAAUUGUGAUAAUUUUCCUGACUGUUUGCUUUGUCUUACUAAUCACCGCCUUAUUAUUAAAGCAACGUACAUCUUCACCGACGUGUCUGACAAAACAUGAGAAGAACAAUGAUGACAUCAUGGACAGCCAUACUGGACUGGAAAAAGCCCAUGAUGUCUCAAUCCUACAUACUGAAUUAUAAGCUGGGAGCAGAAGUGAUUUCCACUGGGAAGAGCAACCAAUUGAUUGUCCAGUGCCAAAUUAUCAGCCCUGAAAACAUAUACUUGCACAAUCUGAAACACGAAUAAUAUGUUUAGGAAUAUAUGUAUAUAUGCAUGUAAUAAUAUAUAUAUACAUGUAUAUUCAUGUAAUAAAAUUAUUGAAAAAAGAGACCAUGAAUUUAAAGGAGAGCAGCAUGAGUUACAUGGAAAUGUUUGAAGGGAAGAAAGUGAAAACAGUGUUAUUAAAUUAUAAUCUCAAAAAAAUUUUAAAGUCUUAUUAAAAAAGAAAAAGAUAAGAAAGAUCAUGACUUUAAUUUACAUCUAAUAUACCCCACUCUAUGGAUCAUUGUUACCUAAUGUUCCCCUGCUUCUGUGGCAAAACAAGAUGCAUGUAGAAGAGGAGUUUUGCUUAAGUAAUAUAUUAGUAACCUAAGGGAAAACUUCAGUUUUCUCUUCCAUGAGUAACUUUGUUUUUACUCUAAGUGUGCUGUCCCAGAGGGCUCAGGCUUCUGUAAUGCUGUCCUUUUCACCAGUAACUCACAGAGCCAUUGCUGUGCAUUUGAGGAGGUUUUUACAAACCUUCUUUCUUUCAACAUAAAGAACAAUUUUCCUA